Molecule: messenger RNA, 2646 nt
Organism: Leptopilina heterotoma
Lineage: Eukaryota; Metazoa; Arthropoda; Insecta; Hymenoptera; Figitidae
Exons: 2
Coding region: 292-1881 (529 amino acids)
Source: RefSeq, a predicted model, not a curated record
AUAGCAUUCCCCACUUAAAACACUACUUUUAUGAAUUUUCGUUACACUUGUAGCUUCAGUAUUGGUUAACGAAAUAUAAAAUUUUGUUAUAUUAAAAUUGUUUGAUUAUUAAACUUUUAAAAACCCCAAAAACUCUUUUGCCACGUUGCAUAUGGUUACAAAGAAGUACUAAGCAUUUAUAUUAGUCUGCCUGUUCCACAUCAAUCGUGAAGCAAUCAAAAACAAUCAAAAAAUUAAUAACAACCAAAUUGGAUAAUUCUUAUCUUGAAAAACUAAUACCAUUUAUCAACUAUGAUUAGAAGUACAAUCAUCUUCUUAUUAAUUUCAUGGGUCCAGGGAGAAAAUCUUGAACUAAAUGAUGUGAAACUAAUUGAACUAGUAAAAUCCUUUAAUGAAGCAGAGAAUUAUAUGACCAGAGAAGCUUCAGGUGAAGAUGCAGCGAUUGUCCUAGGCAUGGUACACACAGGGAAAAGUUCAUUAAUUAAUUACUUAAUUGGCAAUAAAUUAAGGGGUGUGAAAUAUUCGCAGUAUGGUGAAUUUAAAAUAAUAAAAGAUGACAAUCGAUCCAAAGGACCGGAAAUUGGUUUUGGAUUAACGCCAGAAACUACAAUUCCUACAAAAUGGAUAUCAGAUAAAUUGCCUGGUUUGAGCAUUUUUGAUUUUCCUGGAUAUAGUGACUUUAGAGAAUCAUUACAAGAAAUCACUAAUUCUUUUUAUCUCUAUCAUUUGGCAAAAAAAGUAAAAUCUUUAAAAUUUAUUUUAGUUAUUAAUUUUCUUGACAUUGAUAGGGAUACUGUGAAUCCACUGCUAAAAUCAUUGCAGUAUUCUGAGAAAUUAUUUGGAAAUAAGUUCGAAAUGUUUUUUCCAAGUAUUUCAGUGAUUUUCUCAAAAGUACCCCGACAACAGUAUAACAUUGCAGUUGACAUGGAAAUGAUUAAACAUUUAUUGAAUGAAAAAGUAGACGUUACAACAGGAGAAUACAAUAAUAUAAAAAAUUUUCUUAAUUAUAUCAUAAAAAAUAAUGAUCGUAUUGGAUUAUUCCGAAAGUCUGUAAAUAAUAAAACUAUUACAUCCGAUAUUGACUUUAAUAUUUUUGCGGCCAUUAGGAACUCCAGAAGCGUACAGAGAAAUGAUCUCCAGUAUGUGCUUCCAAGUAUUUCAGAUCGUUCUAUGGUUUGCCUGCUCAAAAUUCAACACAACUUAGAAAUGGAAAUAAGGAUAAUAGCGCAAUCAUUAUAUGAAAUAUUCAAAAAAAUGAGGACUGAAUGGACAGAAUUAGUAAAAAAUCGAGAUGAUGAAGCAAUUCCAAAGAUUCAAACAAACUUAAACUAUAUUGAAGAUCUACUACGCAAUUCUAUUACAAAAGAAACUACUAUUUACGAAAAUAGUAAAACUAUUGAAAAAAUUGAUAUUAAAUUGAAGAAAAAGAUUGAUAAAAGUAAUUUGUUAACAAAGGUUGAAAUGUUUACGCUUUUUUCCGAUAUCUUAAAGUUGAAUGACAAUGAAAAAUUGCAUGAAAUUUAUGGAAAUUUAAUAAAAAUUUUACUAAAUGAAGUUAGGAUUGCAAGGAAUGAAUUUUUAACUCUUACAGCAACAGAGUUUCCAGAACUUACUACUGACAUUACAGAAAAACCUACUGAGGGCACAAAACAAUUUACUGAUAUUACAGAAGAUUCGGAGAACAUUACAGAAAAUUUAACGGAGGACACAGAACAAUCUACGGAUGUUAUAGAAGGUUUUGAGGACAUUACAGAAAAUCUUACGGAGAACACAAAACAAUCUACGGUUGUUAUAGAAAAUCCUUCGGACAUUACAGAAGAUUCUACUGACAUUGUAAAAAAUUCUACAGACAUUACAGAAUAUCUUGCAAAUAAUCCGUAACAUCCGUGCUACUCCUUAACAUUAUUUUAUUAACAUGUUUUUACGCAUCCAAACAUGACGCAAUUAUUAUCCUCUGAACACUAAAACGUCUUUGUUCUGGAAACGUUUCUUAAAAGUUUUUAGAUCGUUACAUGUUCGCUACAUAAUGUCUUAAGAACGUCCGUUAUUCUAAAAACGUUUUUUGAACAUAAAACGUUCUUAAGAUGUUAUGUGGAGAACAUGAAAGGUUCUAAAAACGUUUUAGGAACGUUUUUAGAACAAAGACGUUGCCGUGCCCACAGGGUAUGUUUCCAAUCAUUAUUAUUAUUUUUAAUUAUAACUUUUUAAUUCUGAUUAAGGUCCACCUCCACAACUGUUUUAACCAGAGUUUUAGUCGUUAAACUGGAUCUAACUACAUUACUAGGUAUAAACCAAGUUCACCAAAUUAAACUCCCGUUAAAAGAAGUUGUCGAACCGGACCUUAGUCUUUAAAUUUUCCAAUACAAUCUCACUUACAAUGGUUUUACGAAUUAUUAAAAAAAAUAAGCAUUGUUUGAAAAUACAAUUUUUAAUUUUACUUUAAAGUUUUUGUAUAUUACAUGAAGAUAAACAAAGAUUUAAAAUUAUUUAGAAAGUUUUUUAAUGUUUUAUUUUAACGUUUUCUUAUUUAUUUCCUCAGAAAUAUGUCAACAUAGAUAAACGUAAAAAUCACAUGUUAUACAAACUUUAAAAAAAAUGUGUAUUAGAAAUAGAAAUUAGUAAUAAAAAUGUUUGCCUUUAAAAUUA